UUUUUUUUUAAAUCAUGAAUAUUGCCCCACGUAACGGAGUAAUGUCAGUGGUAAUGGCAAUGCUGUUUUUAUUCCUGACAGUCUAAACUCGGGGCUUUCCAAUCUAGUUUAACUUCCGCGUGUCACACCGCUAUCAGUCCCCCCGAACGACAACAACACCGUCGAAGGAAUAAGCAGAAAAGACCGCUGCCGGGGUGGAGCACCCCUGCCAACACAACAAGUCAAACAUAGCUGGUGUCCACAUUUCCAAUCGAGGGUCACUGGGCGGCACCAGACAUGAACUGUCGCCCCCGAGGAGCCGAUUCCCUCCGCGCUCACCCCGCCGAGUGAGCCCCCGACUUGUUGGCCUCUAUGACGGGGCUGUCUCACUUGGUGCUCCGCUUCUCGGGCACCGCGGGGCGCACCUACGGAGUGUUUUCCAAAAGCCUGACCAGGACUUUGUUGAUCUUCUUCGAUCUGGCAUGGCGAUUGCGAAUCAGGUUUCCGUACAUCUACCUUGUCGCCUCAAUGAUGUUUAAUGUCAGGCUUCAGGUCCAUAUUGAGAUCCACUGACGUCAGCAUCCAUGACUCCAAACGCGGAACCCCCCGACGAUGCCGCCGCCUGUCAAUGUCCCCCCUUACGCCGUCACGUGGCGAGUGCAGUGCCUUUCGCGGGAGGACGCUCACAGCGGCGCACCCGCAGAUGACUCACGAGCAGGGACGAAGAGUCCCACUUGAGAGUAAGGAGCCACUCCCUUUUUUUGUCCUAACCCCCCACCCCACCCCACCCCGCCUGGCAUUACACUGCCUUUUGCUGUCUGGAUGGAAGUAUUCACUCUCAACAUUCAUAGUUUGGGAUUAUGAGCUUUUGGGUGACUUUUCUGAAUGAACCUGUAAUGUACUGUACUGUCAUAUAUUAAUAUAUGUAUUUGAAAAACAAUCUUCAAUGAAAUAAUGAUUUAAUUAAAAAAGGUAUAUAAUGGAAUAUAACAACAACAACAAAAAUAAGAACCAAAGUAAAAUACAACUGGUUUGAUUGUUUUUCAAGACACUUGCAAUUUUGUUCUGUGAUUAAUUAUACCCUCAUAAUACAAAAUCAAAGAAAAGACUUUUCUGUCACCCGGAAGAAAAUAUAUGAGUUUACCUUUUUCAUUUUUUUAGUCAUCAGUGGUAAAACAUAAGCAUGUUUUUCAAAAUUUUGCUGUUUCUCCCAGAAACCUCUCAUAUCUAAAAUGUUCCACUGCUGCCAUUUGUUGGCUGAGAUGUAGCUAUAAAAUUGUUUAAAAUUGAAAUUCACAGUGAAGCAGCAUCAAGGACAAUGAAUGUUCAAGAUGUGGUUAAAAGUAUUUUUAAAAUUGUGUUUUUUGAGCACUCAAACAGAAACGCCAUUGCAUUUUAGAAUUGUCCUGAAAUUUUGUCCAACCUUUUGCUCUAAAAAUUUCUCUGACGUGCAACGACACUGGCUACCUCACCACAAUUUCCCUUUGUGGAAACUUUAAGGAAAUUCGGCAUGAUCGUCACGCUUUUUUAUUUCUGCUCAUUUUUGGUGAUUGCAUAAAAACGUUAGCAUUUGAUGCUUGUUUUUGCGCAACUUUGCUGUGCUUUUACCUGGAGAUGAAGAUGAUUGAAUUCGUGAAAGAAAUAAAUUAAUCAAAUUACCAUACCACUCUUUCCAGUGACUCAGCAAUACACAACUGUGACUCAAAAUGACAAUGUGAUGGACUUCCAGUUCAUUCUGGACGUCAGUUGUUGUCAACGGCACUCAAUGAGUCAAUACGUGUACAUUUUUGUUUGAGCAUGCUAGUUAAAAAACUUAGUUAAAGUAGUUAAAGUUAAAGUAUCUUUUUGCAAUGCUAUUCAAGAUACUUAAAAAUGAAAUGAACUAAUUGUCCAACAUUUAUAUUUUGUAAUACACCAUUAUUUAUUAAUUUUUUAAAGUUAUUAUAUAAUUUUGAUUUAAUUCUGUAUAUUUACUUUUUAUAAAUUAGAUAUUUAAAAACAUUUUUAAUUAAAUAAGUGAAUAUAAAAUGUAAAAUUAAAUUAACCAACACAAAAUGUUUAUAAAAAAUAUAUUCGGCAUAUAAAUGACAAAUAAUAUUUUGUUCAUAAUUUAAUAAUGCAAGAAACAAGAAGAACCACAGCUACUUUAGUGGUGCCUUGACAGGCCUUUAGCCUGGAUUAAUAAUCGAAUAUGAAUGUACUAAAUAUGCAGUACAUUUAUGGAGGUAGAUUUGUGUCUUUAUUAUUCAAAAGUUGCUUCAAUCAAAUAAAAAGUUGCUUCAA
This is a messenger RNA of Corythoichthys intestinalis (scribbled pipefish), 2262 nucleotides long. Its product is annotated as small integral membrane protein 10-like protein 2A. NCBI's taxonomy places the organism in Eukaryota, Metazoa, Chordata, Actinopteri, Syngnathiformes, Syngnathidae. The transcript is spliced from 2 exons. The record is from RefSeq and is a predicted model, not a curated record. Bases 352 to 552 code for a protein of 66 amino acids.